GUGCAGUGAGAAACUUUCGAGCAGCAGCUAAGAAAAAUAAUAUACUCUUUUUCAACAUGAAUUCAUUGGCAAUGAUUUUGUGCGUUCUCGUGGCAGCGACUGCGACAAUAGCAGCACCGCCACCCGGUGCUGUAGAUGACAGCGUGUUAGCUAAAUCUCUCAACCAAAUUCCUGUUGUCAGACAAGCUCUAGACGGGCCCAACCCCGAUGGUUCCUAUAACUACAGCUACGAAACCGGUAACGGUAUCCAAGCUCAGGAAGAGGGUCACCUUAAUAAUGUGGGCACCGACCAGGAGGCCCUAGAAGCGCGAGGCAGCUACAGCUACACUGAUAACGAGGGUAACACCUUCCAGAUCUCGUAUGUAGCCAAUGAAAACGGAUUCCAGCCGGAAGGUGCUCAUUUGCCUCAGGUACCGCCACUAAUCAAGAAGGCCCUUCAAUACAUUGCCGAACAUCCCGAGGAAAACGAAGAAUAACAGAAUGACAGAAAUAUGGAAAAAAUCGGCAAAUCGUAGGCGAGUCUUGACAAGAUGACAAAUCGGAAAAAACCUAGCGCGGACGCGGUUGCGAUCGCUUUAAGGAUUGAUCCUUGUGGAGACCGACAAUCUCGAGACACGGCUAUUCGCGUCGUGAUUAUUUUUGUAUUUGUAUAAUAUUAUUAAUAAAUUUAUAUAAUAUUUGCAUAUAAUAUUAUUAAUUUCAUACCAUCGAUAAAUGCAUUGUAAAUCUUGUAACAUGAUCGUGUUAAUAUUUGGAUAAUAUUCAAUUAAUUCUUAAUGCACAUUAUUUUUCCUUUCUUUUCCCAAUGACGGGAUUUAUAAUAUUGUCCUGUCGGAUCUUAAAUGGAUAAAUUCACGUUUUUUUAUUAAAUUUAAAUUUAGCUGACUUUUUGUGAUCUUACGCUUAUAAUCUCGAUUUAAAAUCUUGCCAAGGCGAUCAAGUUUUACAUGUGUAUACGUGCAUGCGUCUUCGGCUCAUCAAUUGUGGUUUAUUGAAAUAAGGAAAAUGACAAGGAGAGAAAAGAGCCUAAGGUGUUUUAAAAAUUUCCGAGAUCUUCAAAUGGCAGCUAUAUAUAAAGCUAGCACGGCAAUGUUAAGUUAGUAUAAUAAAAAAUCUCCGAUCUGUAGCUAGAAAAAUAGUAUAUCUUUCUUCGAUAUGAAUUCAUUAGGGAGUCCAAUUUUUUGUAUGAAUAAAACGCGUGUCACAAGAUCUAUAUACGCUGAA
Molecule: messenger RNA, 1224 nt
Organism: Formica exsecta
Lineage: Eukaryota; Metazoa; Arthropoda; Insecta; Hymenoptera; Formicidae
Product: cuticle protein CP14.6-like
Exons: 2
Coding region: 57-476 (139 amino acids)
Cellular component (GO): chitin-based extracellular matrix
Molecular function (GO): structural constituent of chitin-based larval cuticle
Source: RefSeq, a predicted model, not a curated record